AUGUCUCAGGUAUGUGAAAUAGAAUUUUGUCGACGUACAUCUUGUGCUCUAUGUCAUUGUUGUCAACUAAAUGUCUGCAUCAUCCAUUUAAAUGAACACAAUAAUGUACUUAAUCGUCAGUUAGAUCCUCUUAUUGACCAAAUCAAUUUAUUGGAUAAUCGUCUUCGAACACUAAAUAUUCAAACAAUUGUCAAUAGUUAUCGUGAAAAACUUGAACGAUGGCGGUUAGAUUCUCAUAAAGAAAUUGAUCGAUAUUUUGAAGAUAAAUGUCAAGAACUCGAACGACUUGUUGUGGAUAAAUUUGAUGAACAACACGAAGAACUUGGCAACUUACAAUCAAAACUUAGUGAACUCAUUCAAGAACAACAAGUAACUCGUGAUGACUUCUAUGAAUUAACAUUGAUAAGUGAACAACUCGAACAAGAUAUAAAUAAUAUUGAAGGAAAUUUUAUUCAACUUGAUGCUCGUCCAUUAAUAUUAGAUUUUACUUUAAUUAGUAUUAAAGGAAUCAAUGAACAAGACUAUGAUCUAUCAAUACUUUCGCCUGUUCAUAAAAGUAUUAAUCGUCCCGCUGGAAGCUAUGGAGCAUUGGCUUGUAAUAAUAAAUAUUUAUUAAUACAUCAAGCACCAAAUUUAUGUUUAGUUGAUCAAGAUUUAACAAUAAUUAAAAAUAUUCCAUGGCGUCACGGGACAAUUUAUGAUAUAUGUUGGUCGAUGGUGCUGAAUCUAUUUAUUGUUCUUGAUCAAAAACAUCUUUAUUUUGUCGAUGAAAAAACUAUGUCAAUUGAAAAAGUAUCAACAAUCGAAAAACGUAAAUGGCUAUCAUGUACGUGUUUUAAAGAAUUUCUUUUUCUAUCAACAAAUGAAUGGGGAUCAUCAAUAACAAAGAUUCUUUUGAAUUCGUCGAAAAAGCUCGACAAACAAUGGCAAUCACCUGAGAUAUGUAAAAAAGAUGAAUAUAUUGACGUUAUUACUGCUAAUAAUAAAAAAAUUGCUAUAAUUAUUCGAAAUAGUUCAAAGCAGACAGUACGUUUUGAAUUAAGAUCUCCAGAAACAUUAGAUAGAAUUUGGUCACUUAUACUCAAUGACGUGUGGAGCCCAAAUAAACCCUUUCACUGUUGUCCACUUAUUAACGACGAUUGGCUUGUGGCUGAUCACACGACCGGACGUUUAUUACAUAUAAGCAGAACAGGAUUAAUGAAAUCGGUACUACCGUAUAAUAGCAUGCCAUACUGUGUUGCUAGAUUUGGUAUAAAUACGCUGGCUGUAUCGGCAAAUGAUGGAAUUCAUUUUCAUAAUUUAAAUUAUAGAAAAACAUAUACUAUUUUUGUUGUUUGA
This is a messenger RNA of Rotaria socialis, 1338 nucleotides long. The record is from the annotation of a GenBank genome assembly. NCBI's taxonomy places the organism in Eukaryota, Metazoa, Rotifera, Eurotatoria, Philodinida, Philodinidae.